Molecule: messenger RNA, 2099 nt
Organism: Cylas formicarius (sweet potato weevil)
Lineage: Eukaryota; Metazoa; Arthropoda; Insecta; Coleoptera; Brentidae
Gene: ple
Product: tyrosine 3-monooxygenase
Exons: 7
Coding region: 170-1759 (529 amino acids)
Biological process (GO): dopamine biosynthetic process from tyrosine
Cellular component (GO): cytoplasm; axon; perikaryon
Molecular function (GO): iron ion binding; tyrosine 3-monooxygenase activity
Source: RefSeq, a predicted model, not a curated record
UCACGGCCACUUUGCGCUUUGCGACAGACUGUGGUGGACACCAUCACCGUGGUCGAGCGACAACCAGCUGUUUUUCCUUUCGAUCUUUGAGUGUGCGCGCGUUUUACCCGAGGGGUUCGUCGAUUAGCGUCGCCGUCGUCGUCGUCAAAGAGCACCAGGUGCCGUAGUUAUGGCCGCCGUCGCAGCAGCGCAGAAAAACAGGGAGAUGUUCGCCAUCAAGAAGUCGUACAGCAUCGAGAACGGUUACCCGGCGAGGCGUAGAUCACUGGUUGAUGACGCCCGUUUCGAAACGUUGGUCGUGAAGCAGACCAAGCAGACCGUACUCGACGAGGCACGUCUCAGGGCAAACGACUCUAGCGAGGUAGACCGCGAAGAAGAGAAGGGGACAGACCAAAACGCAGGCGAUGACACCGGCCUCACCGAAGAAGAGGUGGUGCUGGCCAACGCCAUCUCGGAAGACCCGGAGGCGGAGAAGACGGUACAACGCGCGGCGCUGGUGCUGCGCCUGCGCGAAGGCAUGAACUCGCUGUCGCGGGUGCUGAAGAGCAUCGAGAAGUACCAGGGGGUCGUGGUCCAUUUGGAAACGCGGCCCAAUCAGAAGGACGGUGGCCAGCUGGACGCGCUGGUCAAGAUCGACAUGUCGAGAGUGAACCUGCUGCAGCUGUUGAAGAACCUCAGACAGUCGAUGACCUUGGAUCACGCCACGCUGAUCGGCGAGGACAACAUAUCGGCCAAGAACCCGUGGUUCCCUAGACACGCGAGCGAACUGGACGACUGCAACCACCUGAUGACCAAGUACGAGCCCGAUUUAGACAUGAACCACCCAGGCUUCGCCGACAAAGAGUACCGGGCUAGGAGGAAGACCAUCGCUGAGAUCGCGUUCGCCUACAAAUACGGAGAUCCCGUCCCCUUCAUCGAGUACACGGAGACCGAGAACAAGACCUGGAAGUCGGUGUUCACCACGGUGCUCGACCUGAUGCCGAAGCACGCGUGCGUCGAGUACCGCCGCGUCUUCAAGCAGCUCCAAGAGGAAGGCCUCUUCGUCGCCGACAAGAUCCCCCAGCUCGAAGACAUGUCCAAGUUCAUGCAGAGGAACACCGGGUUCACCCUCAGACCUGCCGCCGGCCUCCUCACCGCCAGAGAUUUCCUCGCUUCUCUGGCGUUCCGCAUCUUCCAGAGCACCCAGUACAUCAGGCACGUCAACUCGCCGUUCCACACCCCCGAGCCCGAUGCGAUCCACGAGAUAUUGGGGCACAUGCCGCUGCUGGCCGAUCCGAGCUUCGCCCAAUUUUCGCAGGAAAUCGGCUUAGCCUCUUUGGGAGCCUCCGACGAGGAGAUAGAGAAACUGUCGACGGUGUACUGGUUCACCGUCGAGUUCGGCUUGUGCAAGGAGGAGGGCGAGACCAAAGUGUACGGCGCUGGACUCCUGUCCGCCUACGGCGAGAUGCUCCACGCGCUGUCCGACAAGCCUGAGCACCGUCCGUUCGAUCCCGUGUCCACCGCCGUCCAACCUUACCAAGACCAAGAAUAUCAACCGGUGUACUACGUGGCGGAGAGCUUCGAGGACAUGAAGGACAAGUUCAGGAGGUGGGUGAGCGCGAUGUCGAGGCCCUUCGAGGUGCGAUUCAACCCUCACACCGGCCGGGUGGAGGUGCUGGACUCUGUCGACAAGCUGCAAUCGCUCAUCCAGCAGAUGAAGACGGAGGUGCUGCACCUGACCAACGCGGUGCACAAGAUGAAGACGCCCGGCCUCCAGUAGACCUCUGUCGCCGUCGCCGUCAAAGUUUUAGGUUGUGUUAUCGCGAAAUCAUUUGUUAGUUUGUUGUAUAAUAUAUUCUGAAUUAUUUAUGUAAAAUUAGGCGUCCCGGAGUCUCUAUGUAGUAGUCGUAGUUUUCGGUAGGUGAUUCAAAAGUAUUAGCCGUCGAGGUUAUCGCGGUCGACGUCGUAAAAGACAGCGGAGCGCGGGCCCCACCUCCCCUCCCAGCCUCCAAAGGCUACCGCUGCCGCCCAAGUGUUGUACAUAGAUGUUAACUGUUAAAAAUAUAUAUAUGUAUACGAAAUGGAUAUGUACUUAUGUGACAAUAAAUGUGCAAUAUUGA